AAGAGUCCACAACCCAGUGUAAACCAGGUCUGAACCAGGUCUAACCUAGGACUAAACCAGGACCCGGAGCAUGGAGCGAGUGAUCCUAUUGGUCGUCCUGUCACUGGGCGUGAGCUCUCAGCAAAUAACAGACAGCCAGCGUUUGUUUACGAUCGCCGUGAGCCGCGUCCAGCACCUGCACAUUCUUGCACAGCGCUACUUCGGAAACUUUGAGAGUUCUCUGGGUCCUGACGAGAAGCGUCAGCUCAAUAAAAUUUUUCUCCAGGAUUUUUGUAACUCUGAUUACAUCAUCAGCCCCAUCGACAAGCACGAGACACAGAGGAGCUCAGUGCUGGAGCUGCUGCUGGUGUCGUAUCGUCUGGUCGAGUCUUGGGAGGUUCCGUCUCGGUCACUCGCAGCUUUGUCCAGAGACCAGAUCUCAGGCAAACUGACCGAGCUCAAGACUGGACUCCAGCUACUCAUCCGGACCAAUCAGGAGGCAGCGUUCGUGGAGGGGGGCGUGGCCUUGGGUCGCUUUGAGGAUUAUGACCAAAGACCGGACCAGAACCUGAGGAGGAACUAUGAACUGCUGGCCUGUUUCAGGAAAGACAUGCACAAGGUGGAGACUUACCUGACGGUCGCCAUGUGUCGCCUCUCGCCUGAGGCCAACUGCACACUGUAGCCCCGCCCCCUGGAGUAUAGCCCCGCCCCUGGCACC
Periophthalmus magnuspinnatus is the source of this 697-nucleotide messenger RNA. RefSeq names its product growth hormone 1 (gene gh1). Bases 71 to 661 code for a protein of 196 amino acids. Gene Ontology annotation, cellular component: extracellular region. The transcript is spliced from 6 exons. The record is from RefSeq and is a predicted model, not a curated record. Gene Ontology annotation, biological process: positive regulation of receptor signaling pathway via JAK-STAT; response to nutrient levels; growth hormone receptor signaling pathway. Gene Ontology annotation, molecular function: growth hormone activity; growth hormone receptor binding. NCBI's taxonomy places the organism in Eukaryota, Metazoa, Chordata, Actinopteri, Gobiiformes, Gobiidae.